GAGUCAAUCAAAAACCAAACAACCCCACAAACUCCAACUCCUCUAGCUGUUUUUCUCUCUCUAGACCCCUUCCUUUUUUUAUUCUUUCUCUCUCUCACUCUACCCCAGCCCCAGGCGGCGGAGACUGGUGGUUGGUGGUGGUGGUGGAGAUGUUUCAGGUUUCUUGAACCCACCACUGAAGAAAAAGAUAACCUUUUUUUAGAAAGAAAAUAAAAGUACAACAAAAGGAGCACAUGGAACGAACAGAUUUGCAGAGCAAUAAUAAACAAAGCAGCACUACUACUCCCACCUCCAACACUAGUUCUUCUCACCACCACCACCACCAUCACCUCUCCCACCAUCUCCACCACCAACCCAUGGUGGUCCCAUUUGAUGCUCGAUCUGUAACCCCAUUUAUGGGCUCCAUAUCCAUCCAACCCGGUCCAGCUAACACUCCUACUACUACUAGUGGUGCUUCUUCUUCUCUUUCUUCUCCUUCCAACCAACACCCAACAACCGCCUCCACCUCCUCCGCCACACAGCUAUCUCCGCCGCAUCCACACCUCGUCGACGCCUCCCUCGCCAUCGCCACUAGAUCCGAAGCUCUAACGGAUCUUGCUAAAGAAAACCCUCAGCCUGUCGCUGUGGUUCCUCCUCCCAAGAGGUCAACAAAAGACCGGCAUACUAAAGUCGAUGGCCGUGGUCGGAGAAUUCGAAUGCCGGCGACAUGUGCCGCUAGGGUUUUCCAGUUGACGAGGGAAUUGGGUCAUAAGUCCGAUGGAGAAACAAUUGAGUGGCUGCUACAGCAGGCGGAGACGGCCAUUAUUGCCGCAACCGGCACCGGCACCAUUCCGGCUAACUUUUCCACCUUGAACGUCUCUCUUCGUAGCACCGGAUCCACUCUCUCUGCUCCGCCGUCGAAGUCCGCGCCUCAUCAAUUUCACGGCGCUUUGGCACUUGCUCACCACCCCUUUGAUCAAGAAGGGUUCUCUCAAAUGAUGGGGUUUCAUCAACAUCACCACCAGCAACAACAACAGCAACACCAUCACCAUCAAAAUCCUCAUAUUUUAACAGCUGACCAAAUUGCCGAUGCAAUUUCCACCGGAGGCAACGGCGGAACCGGUGGCGAUUCUACCGAUAAUUAUAUGAGAAAAAGGUACAGAGAAGAUUUGUUCAAAGACGAGAGUAAUCAAAAUCAAGGGGAAGUAACAGUUGGAUCUACGUCACCAUCCAACAAACAAUUCAAAGGAGCCAUGGAAAUGCCAAAACAACAACAAGAAGCCGGAGGACCUUCUUCCGGUAACAAUAUUCUCCGGCACCAUGCUAAUAUGAUGCCGGCAACAGCCAUGUGGGCGGUUGCUCCAGCACCCACCACUGCCACCGGAAACACCUUGUGGAUGCUACCGGUAUCCACCAGCGUCAGUAGCAGCAGCGGCCAACACUCUCAUCUCGCCGGAGCCGCAUCGGAGUCGCAACACCACCACCACCAGCAAAUGUGGCCAUUCCCGACUGCCCAAGCUGUCGGCGGCGGAAACACACUGCAAGCACCACUCCAUUUCAUCCCAAGAAUCAACAUCCCGGCGGCGAAUCUGGAAUUCCAGCAGAAUUCAAGAGCAAAUCCCCUCCAACUGGGAUCAAUGUUGAUGCAGCAGCAGCAACAACAACAACAACAACAACAACAACAACCAUCGCAACAUCUGGGUUUGGGAAUGAGCGAGAGCAAUUUAGGGAUGUUAGCGGCGCUGAAUGCUUAUUCCCGAGGUGGUUUAAACAUGAAUUCCGACCAAAAUCAUCCUCUAGAUCACCAUCACCAUCCAAAUCAAAAUCAAAAUCAACAUCAUUCACAAACUACUGACAGUGGUGAUGAAGACCAAAAUGAUUCUACAUGAGAGACAUAUUGAUGUUGAGUGUUAAAUGAACCAAGAAAUCCAAGAGGUUUGGUGAAAGGAGAGAUAGUAGGUGAUUGAGAUUCAAGAGAGAUUGUAUAGAAGGAUAUAUUGAUUUGUGUUUAGUAUUUAUAAAUUUGGUUUGUUGAUUCCAAUUAAACUCAAAAAAACAAAAUUCAGAAAUGUGAUUCUAAAACAAGUGUUCAAUAAUUACAAUUUUGAUCACAUUAUUUCAUCUA
Messenger RNA from Lactuca sativa (garden lettuce), 2104 nucleotides. RefSeq names its product transcription factor TCP8. Gene Ontology annotation, cellular component: nucleus. The record is from RefSeq and is a predicted model, not a curated record. Gene Ontology annotation, molecular function: sequence-specific DNA binding; DNA-binding transcription factor activity. Lineage: Eukaryota; Viridiplantae; Streptophyta; Magnoliopsida; Asterales; Asteraceae.